CUCUGGCGAGAAGGUUAGUUCCUGCUCUCCCCUGGCCGUUUCCUGUAAUCGUACAGUGUUGUGAGACGGAGAAAGCCAUGUGUGUCGAUGCAAAGCUGUUUACUUAGAAGUGGAGAAGACGUGAACAACAACACUCAAGCUUCCAUCUCGGAGUCUUUUUAACGUUGUGCCCGUCUCCCUGCGUGGAGUGGGCAAGAUGGCAGAUCCCAUUAUGGACCUCUUUGAGGACACACCCCUGUUUAACCUGGACGCCCUACCAGACGACUCCUUCACUCAGGGCUCCUCAGACCCUGUGGAGGAAGCACUCAAGCUGGCGUUGGGCCAGGUGGAUCCAACGACUGAGCCUGAGCCCACGUCCGAGCUCGCAGUCAACACAGGCCUUAGUGUUCCUGUAGCAGCUCCUGCCUCGGUUCAAGUCCCCACACAGCAGCCGGUGCCGGUAGCGAAUGCUCAGACUGUUUCCUUAGCUGCAGCUCCCACUGUGACCUCGGUCCCUGCUGACACUGUACCUCAGAUACAGGCCCAGACCACCAUACCCAUUGUCAGCAACGCCAGUGGGGCCACUAGUAGCACUGUCCUGCUGAGCUCACCUCUGACUGUUUCUAGCUCACCGGCUACCACCACCGCCACCACGCAGCAGCUCACGCAAAUAACUCACCAGCUCACCCCCCAGCAAUUAGCUGCCAUCACGCAGCAGGCUGGUGGUAAAAUUGUCAUCCUCAAAGGUCCGCAGGGUCAGGCCCAGGUGCUGCAGACUGUGUCAGGGGCCACAGGCCAGACCAGUGGAAAGGUCAUCCGUGUCUUGUCUGGCACUCCACUCAAACCUGGCAUGUCCAUACUGCAGGGGGGAACAGUCUUGAAUCAGGCGAGCCCAGGACAGACUCAACUCAAGGUGGGUGCUGCAGGGGUGCAAAGGCUGCUGCAGUCUCCCAAUGGGCCAGUCAAACAGUUGUUGCUCACUUCCAUGCCCCAGCAGGUACAGCAGACGCAAGGCCAACCUGUUCAGGUGCAGAUUCCAGCUCAAACCCAGAUAACUCAAGGCCAGGUCCAAGUCCAGCCGCAGACAACUCAGAUCCAGGUCCAGGCACAGGGCCAGGUGCAGCUCCAGCCAGCCAUGCAGGCCCAGACACAGGGUGGUGAACCAAAGCGCAUCACCCUGGUCCUUCAGCAGCCCUCCCAGACUGGCUCAGCCACACCAGGUCAAGCUGUUGCAACCCAACAGCAGGUCACACAAGUCCAGCAAGUUCAGACUGCACAAGGGGGGCAACAACAGCAGUCCCAGGUCCCAGCUAGGCUAGUGCUGGGUCAGCUCCCUGGUGGCAAACUGGUGCUUCAGGGAAGCCAGCUAGCGGCUCUGACCCAGGCUCGGGCUGCAGGCCAGGCUGGAGGGCAGCCCAAAGUCCUCACAAUUCAACUGCAGGUGCAGCAGCAGCCCAACCAACAAGGAGGAGUUAAGUACCAGCUGGUUUCAGGAACUGGUAAUACUGGCAGCCCACAGGUGUUGCAAAUCUCUCAGGGCCAAGGAGGACAGAGAGUUGCAGUACCAAUAAAAAUGCUUCUACAGCCGCAGACAAGCGUAGCCUCAUCCGCUGGUGGCACAGUGUCCGUGGUGAAGGUCCUCAACACUUCAGCUGCAGGCCCCUCUACUACUACCACCACUUCAUCCCAGGCCAUCCGCAUCACCAAGGCCCCUGGCGAGGCUGCCCCUGUGCGACGAGUGGAGAUCCUUUGCAAGCAGGAGAAAGCAAACCGUAUAGUGGCUGAAGCUAUAGCCCGAGCUAAAGCACGUGGUGAGAAGAACCUCCCCAGAGUCCUGAACCAGGACGAACUACCAGCCACACAGACCUCCCCAGAAUUGGGCGGUACCGUUACAGUGGUGUCCACUGCGAAGAAAAAAAGCAGUGGGGGAGGAAGCAAAAAGAAAAGUCCUGUAGCCGGAGGAGCAGUGCCCAAAACUGGAGGAGGGGCAGACAAAAAGGGCAAAGUGAAGCCACCAGGGGCUACCGUUGUGGUGGCUGGAGGCACAGUAAUAGCUGGGGCUGGGAACAAGAGCAAAAGCAAGACUAAGACAAACACAAUUACUCUUGUGGGAGCAAAGAAAAGAAAGAGAAACACAUCUUCUGAUCACUCUGAUGGGGAGCUGAGCCCCGCCUCACCUGCUGCACUGGACGAGGACAUGAUUAUGAAGAGGCGCUCUAACCGUGUGGUGAAGAGGAAGAAGUACACAGAAGACCUGGAUAUCAAGAUAACAGAUGAUGAGGAUGAGCAGGAAGAUGUGGAUGUUACUACCACUGCUGCAGCGGUGGCCUCCAUCAGUGGAGGGACAGCAGCGCAACUUAAACAAGAAAUUGAACUGGAUGGUGAUGGACUACCCAGCAUGCAGUUCUUUGUGGAAAACCCAAGCGAGGAAGAUGCAGCCAUCGUAGACAAAAUACUAUCGUUGAGAUUAACCAAGAAGGAAGUGACUCCAGGCCAGUAUAUCAAUGUGGAGGAAUUCUUUGUAAAAUACAAGAACUAUUCAUACUUACACUGUGAGUGGGCCAGUAUGGAGCAGCUGGAGAAAGAUAAGAGGAUCCAUCAAAAGAUCAAGAGGUUCAAGACCAAGCACGCACAGAUGAGGCACUUGUUCCAUGAGGAGGAGGAACCUUUUAACCCAGACUACGUGGAGGUGGACAGGAUCCUGGAUGUUUCCCACAGCAUAGACAAGGACAAUGGGGAGCCUGUCAUCUACUACUUAGUGAAGUGGUGCUCUCUGCCAUAUGAAGAUGCCACUUGGGAACUGAAGGAGGAUGUGGAUGAAGGAAAGGUUGAAGAAUUUGGCAAAAUCCAAAACCGACAACCUCGCCUGAAGAGAACGACACGUCCACAAGCUAGUUCAUGGAAGAAGUUGGAGGAGACCAGAGAGUACAAGAAUGGUAAUAUCCUAAGAGAGUAUCAACUGGAAGGAGUCAACUGGCUACUCUUCAACUGGUACAACAGGCAGAACUGUAUCCUGGCAGAUGAGAUGGGUCUGGGAAAGACCAUCCAGUCCAUCGCACUGCUGUCUGAGAUAUAUUCUGCCGGUAUCCAGGGCCCCUUCUUGGUCAUUGCUCCUCUGUCCACCAUAACCAACUGGGAGAGAGAGUUCUCCACAUGGACUGACAUGAAUGCCAUCGUCUACCACGGCAGCCUGGCCAGCAGACAGAUGAUCCAGCAGUAUGAGAUGUACUGCAAAGAUGGCAAGGAUCAUUUGAUCCCAGGUGCCUACAAAUUUGAUGCCCUCAUCACAACAUUUGAGAUGGUGUUGUCCGACUGCCCAGAACUGAGGGAGAUUUCCUGGCGUUGUGUGGUCAUUGAUGAGGCUCAUCGCCUCAAAAAUCGCAAUUGCAAGCUGUUGGACAGUUUGAAGAUGCUGGACCUGGAACACAAAGUGUUGUUGACCGGCACUCCCCUUCAGAACACUGUGGAAGAACUCUUCAGUCUGCUGCAUUUUCUGGAGCCAACUCAGUUCCCCUCUGAAACUGAAUUUCUCAGAGACUUUGGAGAUCUCAAAACAGAGGAACAGGUCCAAAAGUUACAGGCAAUCUUGAAACCCAUGAUGUUACGAAGGCUCAAGGAGGAUGUUGAGAAGAACCUGGCACCCAAACAGGAGACCAUCAUUGAGGUUGAGUUGACGGAUGUCCAGAAGAAGUACUACCGGGCCAUCCUGGAGAGGAACUUCAGUUUCCUCAGCUUAGGGGCAAACAGUAACAGCAAUGUCCCCAACCUGCUCAAUACUAUGAUGGAGCUCCGCAAGUGCUGCAACCACCCCUACCUCAUCAAUGGUGCAGAGGAGAAGAUCGUAGCGGAGUUACGAGAGGUGUAUGACCCCAUGGCCCCUGACUUCCAUUUGCAGGCCCUUAUUCGCUCGGCCGGCAAGCUGGUGCUACUGGACAAGCUGCUGCCUCGCCUGAAGGCUGGUGGCCACAAAGUGCUCAUCUUCUCCCAGAUGGUGCGCUGCUUAGAUAUUUUGGAGGACUACCUCAUCAACAAAAGAUACCUUUAUGAACGAAUUGAUGGCAGAGUGCGUGGGAACUUACGUCAGGCUGCCAUCGAUCGCUUCAGCAAGCCUGACUCAGACCGCUUCGUCUUCCUGCUGUGUACCCGUGCUGGUGGCCUGGGUAUCAACCUCACUGCUGCUGACACCUGUGUUAUAUUUGACUCUGACUGGAACCCUCAAAAUGACCUGCAGGCCCAAGCACGAUGCCAUCGUAUUGGCCAAUCCAAGGCGGUUAAGGUCUACCGUCUCAUCACUAGGAAUUCCUAUGAGAGGGAAAUGCUAGAUAAAGCCAGUCUGAAGCUCGGCCUGGACCGUGCUGUCCUUCAAAGCAUGAGUGGCAACAAAGAAAGCAACGUCAACGGGAUCCAGCAGUUCUCCAAGAAGGAGAUAGAGGAUCUACUAAGGAAGGGAGCCUACGCUGCCAUCAUGGAUGAGAAUGAUGAGGGCAGUCGCUUCUGUGAGGAGGAUAUCGAUCAGAUCCUUCAGCGAAGAGCCACUACCAUCACCAUCGAGAGUGAGGGCAAGGGUUCCACGUUCUCCAAAGCCAGCUUUGUGGCCUCUGAGAACCGCAAUGACAUCGCUCUUGAUGACCCUGAGUUCUGGGAGAAGUGGGCCAAAAAAGCUGACAUAGACAUGGAUUCUAUCAAUCGGAAGAACACUCUUGUGAUUGACACGCCAAGAGUCCGGAAGCAGACCCGUCAGUACUCCACCUUACGAGGAGAGGGUGGAGACCUCUCUGAUCUAGACAGUGAUGACGAGUAUCCACCUGCCAAUUCGAGACAGUCGCGUGCGUCUCGACGCGCUGACCGCCAUAGCGGAGGAGGUUAUGGACGCACAGACUGCUUCCGGGUGGAGAAACACCUGCUUGUCUAUGGUUGGGGUCGCUGGAGAGACAUCUUGUCGCAUGCCAGAUGUAAGCGGCGUCUGAGUGAGCGUGACGUGGAGACCAUCUGCCGUGUUAUCCUGGUCUUCUGUUUGCUGCACUAUCGAGGAGAUGAGAACAUCAAGAGUUUCAUCUGGGAGCUCAUUACGCCGCCAGAGAACGGCCGUGAACCCCAAACACUACUAAACCACUCAGGCCUGUCCAUCCCUGUUCCAAGAGGCAGGAAGGGUAAGAGGGUAAAGGCCCAGAGUACUUUUGAUGUUCAGAAGGUGGAGUGGAUUCGCAAGUACAACCCCGACACUCUGCUGCUUGAUGACAGCUACCGCAAACACCUCAAGCACCAGUGCAACAAGGUGUUGCUGAGGGUUCGUAUGCUCUACUACCUGAAACAGGAGGUGAUUGGUGAACAUGCAGAUUCUGUCCUGAAGGGGGCAAAUAUCAGGGAUGUUGAAAUCUGGAUGCCUGAGCUGGAGCAGCAAGAAGUGCCUGCAGGAUGGUGGGAUUCUGAAGCAGACCGCUCACUGCUUGCUGGUGUAUUCAAACAUGGUUAUGAGAUGUACACCACCAUGCGUGCUGAUCCCUGCCUCUCUUUCCUGGAGAGAGCUGGUCGUCCUGAUGACAAGGCCAUUGAUGCCGAGCAACACACUGGUGAUGCUGAGCUUGGGGACGACGCUGACUAUGAUAAAUACUCAGAAGACCCUGAGUUCAAACCCCAGAGUUCAAGACACGCCAAAGAUCUUUUCGAGGAGGCUGAUUCCAUGAAUGUUGAUGAUGAGAUCUCUGUGGAAGACAAAGCGGGGCCAGUGGUGACAGAAAGUUUUUCCAGCCAGAGUGGUGCGUGGCCCUCCAGCUCAUCGCUGACGGCACGGUUGCGGCGGCUGAUCACAGCUUACCAGCGCAGCUACAGACAAGAGCAGCUGAAGAUUGAAGCCGAGGCGAAGGGCGACCGCAGACGCAGGCGGUGUGAACAGGCCACCAAGCUGAAGGAAAUCGCUCGUCAGGAGCGACAGCAGAGGUGGACACGUAGGGAAGAAUGCGACUUCUACCGUGUGGUAUCAACGUUUGGUGUGGAGAAGAUAAAAACGGAGCCUGGUCUUCUUGAAGGAGGAGGACCGGAGCAUGACUGGACCCGUUUCCGUACCUUUGCUCGUCUGGAUAAAAAAACUGAUGAGAGCCUCAGUCGAUACUUCCGCUCCUUUGUUUCCAUGUGCCGACGGGUUUGCCACCUCAGGCCAAACCACGAUGAAGAUCCAUCAACGCUCACAACUGUGGCUCCCAUCACAGAGGAGCGCGCUUCCCGUACCCUUUACCGCAUCAGCCUCCUGCGUCGCUUGCGCGAGCGAGUCCUGCCCCAUCCUUCCCUGAUGGAGCGUCUGGCUCUGGCUCCAACCAGCUCCGAGCUGCCUGCUUGGUGGAGCAUACCAGAUCACGAUCAUCAGCUAAUGCUGGGUGCAUCGCUGCAUGGCGUCAGCCGCACUGAGCUCUCCAUCUUCCCAGACCCGCAGUUCACUUUCAGUCAGACACGCGAAGAAUUCAUCCAGAACCAGCAGGCCCCACCGCCUCCGCCACCACCGCAGGCACCGCCCAUCAUGACACUUGGCCAGCUAAAAACAGAAGAGGACCUGUCUGGACUGAAGGAGGACGGAGCUGAUGACAGUGCUCGGUUGCUUGGAGGAGAAAUCUGCGCUGACCUGCAGAGCACUCCCUUGACUCACCAUGACGGCAAAGUGCAAAGUCAGAGCUGGAGUUUCAAGAGGAGCAAGGUGAAGGGAGAAAAAAGUGUCAGGAAGGAGGGAGGGUCUGAUUCGGAUUCGGAUUCAGAUUCAGGCUCAUCAUCCUCGGACCGAUCAGGCAGCAGUGAUGAAAGUGGAGAGAGUGAGGAGGAGGUAGAUAGAGCAGCCAUGAAGGUGUGUGAUGUAGAUGAAGACAACAGUUUACUGUCCAUGACACCGUCCCAGGAUGGCAUUCCUCCUCCUGAUCCUCUUAGAGUUGACUGGCCCAAGGACCGCGUGUUGAUCAACCGCUUGGAUAAUUUGUGUACGCUGGUGCUGUCUGGUCAGUGGCCCUCAGGUCGACGUUACGUGUCUGAGGCUCAGCUCAACCCGAUAUCAGAGCUGGUGGGGGAUGAGAUGGCUUACACAAGGUUGAUCCGUAAAUCCAUCAACACGUCUGGUGCCCCCGGGGCCGAGGGAGAAGAUGGAGAGUUUACUGUAAAACUUCUCAAGGAGGAGGGCCUGAAGCUGACUUUCUCUAAGCAGGCUCUGAUGCCCAAUGGGUCAGGGGGAGAGAGCAGCAGCCGCAAGAAACGCAAGGACCAAGAGCUGUCGGACCUAGAUGGUCUGGAUCCUUUGGAACGUACUCCACGACGCAGGGAUCCACCCACGUGGCUCAAGGAGAACCCAGAUUAUGAGGUAGAAGGAGAUAUGCUGGAGCUUCUUGUGAACAGGAGCAAGAGGAAGAGGAGGAGGAGGGCAGAUAAAGCCCUGACAGGCAGUGAGAAAGUCAAACUCAUUAACAUGAGGACAGGAAAGAAGGUUGGAGCUGCUUUCUGCCCGAUGCUCCAAGACCUGAGGGAAUAUCUGGAGGAGAAUCCUGAUAAUGCUGUAGCACCUGAAUGGUCCGAAACAGUUCGGAACUCUGGAUUUCUGCCCGAGACCCUCUUCCAUCGACUGCUGACCGAGCACUCAGAGAUCCCCAAGAAAAGCCGACGCCGCCACCAUCAUCACCACCACCACCACCAUCACCACCACACUCCAGAGCCCAUCCCCGAAGACCCCAACAUAGACGGGGUAGAAGAGGAGACUCUGGUGUCAGAUGGAGCCUACAUGAUGGAUGAGGAGGACCUGGAGACCUCCCAUCACUUCCUCACCACGCCGGACUUUGACGUUAAAAUGGAAGGCGGUGACAGCCUUUCCCAAGGUGACUAUGACAGCUCGGAUCAAGAGGCGCUAUUGGACGAUGUCAUCAUAGCACAGAAGGACUCAGACUCCUCAUCAAGCUCAGAGGAUUGACUCAACCCCUCUUCCCAAACACACUGACUUAGUCCCCUUCUCAAAAUUGAAUCAUGGUAUUCCUCAUUUAUUUUUACUGUUAUGUAUCAAAUUAUGGAUGAAUGUGUUUUUGUUGUUGCUACUUUUAUUCUUUUAUUUUAUAUAGGAAUGUUUUUCACUUAAGGAGCAGGUUUGCACCCAUCAGUUUUGUUUUGUUUUCCCAUCAUCAGUUGAGACCCAUCUUUCUCUCCUCGAUCUUCCUCUCUAACCUCUGACAAAGUUGCAAAAAGCUGAGCUUUCUUAUUUGUCAACUCAUCAUUCUCCUCUUCCUCCAAACCUAUGAAUUUCCAUCACAUUCCCAGCCGUGACCAAAAGGGGACCCCUGCUGUACAGAUACUUUUCUUAUCUAAGAACCUCAAAGCGUCCUCCAGCGCUACAUGAAACUGGACAUGUAUACUCAGCAGAGCCAGAUCCCACAAUCCUCCUGACCUCGUUUGGUCGUAUCCUCUGUCCAGACGAGCCUGUGAACUAAAAGGGGAUCCAGUAUGUGGAUGUACUGUUAGUGUUUUCACUCUAUAGGAUGGGUGGGGGGAGAGGGAGGGGGAAAGUGGCAUAUUAGUUACUGAAGCAGUGGUUCGAGGAUGGGUGUAUUGUACUAUGUAGAGCUGGUCAAUUGUGUACUAUGGUGCAAAGAUGCAGCAAUGAGUUACUAUUCUUGUUUUAUGAUCUGACUAUCUGUGAUAUGAAUAACAGCAAUCUACAGUGAAAGCUA
Mugil cephalus (flathead mullet) is the source of this 8663-nucleotide messenger RNA. It is a transcript of the gene chd8, whose product is annotated as chromodomain helicase DNA binding protein 8. The transcript has 39 exons. Gene Ontology annotation, biological process: chromatin remodeling. The record is from RefSeq and is a predicted model, not a curated record. Gene Ontology annotation, molecular function: protein binding; ATP-dependent chromatin remodeler activity; ATP binding. The coding region runs from base 197 to 7912 and encodes 2571 amino acids. NCBI's taxonomy places the organism in Eukaryota, Metazoa, Chordata, Actinopteri, Mugiliformes, Mugilidae.